AUGCCAAAUCAGCCAAUCACAGAAAGAAAAGGCGGAGAUCAGGCCAGCGGACUCCCAAUCACCAUCGGUGGGCGUGUUUUACGUGAACAAGGCCCGCCUAUUGGCCGGUCUGCGGACUUCCCACAGACAGUUGUAUGUUUCAUAAAAAUGCACUCUGAUGCGGCAAAUUUUCAGCUGAAUUCCCAUUUGACUACGUUGGCCAGCAUCCACAAGAUUCACCACACCUUGCACAGGCUGAACCUGACAGAAGACGUUGGACAGGAUAGCCACCAAUCAGCUUGCUGCUCUAGAGCCAUGCCGCCAAGGAAAAAGAGGAGACCCUCCGCUGGAGACGACAUGUCGGCCAAGAAAAGUCGCCAAGAAAGAAAACACGAAACGUCACAAAUCCGAGAGGAGGAGACCUUUUCCAGUAAAAGAUGCUUGGAGUGGUUCUAUGAAUAUGCAGGUUGUGACGAUGUGGUGGGUCCAGAGGGCAUGGAGAAGUUCUGUGAAGACAUUGGAGUGGAGCCAGAGAACGUGGUGAUGCUGGUCCUUGCCUGGAAGCUGGAUGCUCAGAGUAUGGGAUAUUUCACCCUGCAGGAGUGGCUGAGGGGCAUGGGCUCACUGCAGUGUGAUUCCACCGAGAGGCUGAGGAACUCGCUAGACUACCUGAGAUCUGUCUUGAACGACAGCACCAGUUUUAAGCUCAUUUAUAGAUACGCCUUUGAUUUUGCUCGGGAAAAGGAUCAGAGGAGUUUGGACUUGAACACAGCCAAAUGUAUGCUGGGACUUCUUCUGGGAAAGACGUGGCCUCUGUUCCCAGUCUUCAAUCAGUUUUUAGAGCAAUCGAAGUACAAAGUCAUCAACAAAGACCAAUGGUGCAACGUGUUAGAGUUCAGCAGGACAAUCAACCUGGACCUCAGUAACUAUGAUGAGGACGGCGCAUGGCCGGUUUUGCUGGACGAGUUUGUGGAAUGGUACAAGGAGAGACAGAUGUCAUAGCCGCCGACGGGGAGAGCGGGAGAAAGAUUUCAACUGUGACCACAACUCUUGAGUUUCAACAACCAAUAUGUAAACAACACAAAAAUAUGGGAAAGCAUUGACAUUGGGUGCUUCCUGGUAGAGGAGGGGUUCGUGCCGUGGGU
Menidia menidia (Atlantic silverside) is the source of this 1124-nucleotide messenger RNA. The record is from the annotation of a GenBank genome assembly. Lineage: Eukaryota; Metazoa; Chordata; Actinopteri; Atheriniformes; Atherinopsidae.